Hibiscus syriacus is the source of this 3978-nucleotide messenger RNA. RefSeq names its product DExH-box ATP-dependent RNA helicase DExH6-like. The transcript has 14 exons. NCBI's taxonomy places the organism in Eukaryota, Viridiplantae, Streptophyta, Magnoliopsida, Malvales, Malvaceae. The coding region runs from base 165 to 3794 and encodes 1209 amino acids. Gene Ontology annotation, molecular function: ATP binding; protein binding; RNA binding. Gene Ontology annotation, cellular component: intracellular anatomical structure. The record is from RefSeq and is a predicted model, not a curated record.
UUGAACUAUCACGAGUGAAACCUAAACCCAAAACAGGCAAAAUAAAAGAGGCGCCUCUUCCUUACGUCUCUUUUGCUUACUUUCCUUCGUUAUUUUUCCUGCUCUUUUACCCUGCAUUUUAUUAGUCCAAAAAGGGGAGAAAAAGGGAAGAAAACCCAAAAAAAAUGGGAAAGAAGAAGACCCCCAUAGACGAAACCUCUGUAAUCCGAUUAUCCAAGAUACUUGAGAAGUUUAAGGACGCAGAAGAUGAAGCAUAUACCUUUGAAUCCAACCUUUCAAACAAAGAACGAGAAUUUGUGCACAAGGAAUCCCGGAAAAUGGGUAUGAAAUCCAAAAGUAAAGGCCGUGGAAGCCAGAGACAAGUCUUUGUCUAUAAAAUCAAAGAGAAAGGCGGCGGCAUGUCAGAGAAGAAUCUAACUAAUGUGGCAUUUUCAGAGGGGACAAGAGUGGUUUUGCAGGAAUUAUUUAUGAAUUAUCCACCUGAGGAAGGGGAGCUUGAAGAGAAGGUAAUUGCAAAAUAUAGCGGAAAAAAUGCUAAAAUACGAAGAAAGAAAGAUGAUAUUUUCUCGAAGUCAUUGAUGAGUGCUGCAGAGAUUGCAGAAAAGGUUAAAGGACUUGCAUCUAAGAGAGAGAAGUAUCCGAACUUGAGACAGAUUAAUGAAAAGAGGUUAAAGCUUCCAAUUGCAGGGUUUGGGGAUGCCAUUACAUCUGCAGUAGAAUCUCACCAGGUUAUCCUCAUUUCCGGCGAGACUGGCUGUGGCAAGACGACACAGGUUCCACAAUUUCUUUUGGAGUAUAUGUGGGGAAGAGGUGAGGCUUGUAAAAUACUGUGUACUCAGCCUCGGCGUAUAUCAGCUACAUCAGUGUCUGAGAGAAUUUCUUAUGAAAGAGGCGAAAGCAUUGGAGAAACUGUUGGAUACAAGAUUCGCUUGGAAAGUAAAGGUGGUCGACACUCAUCAAUUGUCUUCUGCACGAAUGGGGUAUUAUUGAGAGUGCUGGUUUCAAACAGUAGAUCAAAGAGAGAAGACAUCUCUGACAUCACUCACAUUAUUGUGGAUGAAAUUCAUGAAAGGGACUGCUUCUGCGAUUUCAUAUUGGCAAUUGUCAGGGACAUGCUUCCUUUGCAUCCUCAUCUACGGCUGGUACUAAUGAGUGCCACUCUUGAUUCUGAACGGUUUUCGCAAUAUUUUGGUGGUUGCCCAAUUAUCCGUGUUCCUGGGUUUACACAUCCUGUAAAGAGUUUGUAUUUGGAGGAUGUGCUUUCUAUCUUGAAAUCUGCAGAUGAUAAUCAUCUUAUUUCAGCUAAUGCAAGUGCCCAAGAUGAAGACCCAGAAUUAACAGAAGAAGAUAAGAUUGCAUUAGAUGAAGCUAUUAAUUUGGCUUGGUCAAGUGAUGAGUUUGAUCAGUUUAUAGAUUUGGUUUCUGUUGAAGGAGGGUCAAAGGUUCAUAAUUACCAGCAUUCCUUGACCGGAUUAACGCCACUAAUGGUGUUUGCUGCAAAAGGUAGAGUGGAGGAAGUCUGCAUGCUCCUCUCAUAUGGUGUAGACUGCAAUCUGAUCUCCAAAGACGGGAAGAGUGCUUUGGAUUGGUCUGAGCAGGAAAAUCAGCAGGAAGCUGCUGAACUGAUAAAAAAACAUAUUGAAAGUUCCCGAGAUAAUGACGGGGGGCAGCUGUUACUCGACAAGUAUAUAGCAUCAGGUAAUCCAGAGAUCAUAGAUAAUGUUCUUAUUGAGCAGUUGAUAAGAAAGAUAUGUAUAGAUUCAAAUGAAGGAGCUAUUCUUGUUUUCCUUCCUGGGUGGGAGGAUAUUAAUCGAAUGAGGGAGAAAUUACUUGCCAACCCCUUUUUCAAAGAUCCUUCCAGAUUUAUUAUAAUACCUCUGCAUUCUAUGGUUCCCUAUGCUGAUCAAAAGAAGGUCUUUACUCGUCCUCCUUCGGGCUGCCGCAAAAUUGUCCUUUCAACCAAUGUUGCCGAAAGUUCCAUUACGAUUGAUGAUGUUGUCUAUGUUAUAGAUAGUGGUAGAAUGAAAGAGAAAAGCUAUGAUCCACAUAGUAAUGUAUCAACCCUUCAAUCUUCAUGGGUUUCCAAAGCAAAUGCCAAGCAGAGAGAAGGACGGGCAGGCCGUUGUCAGCCUGGAAUAUGUUAUCAUCUUUUUUCAAAACUUCGCGCAUCUUCUAUGCUUGACUUUCAAGUUCCAGAAAUAAAGAGAAUGCCAAUUGAAGAGCUCUGUUUACAGGUGAAAUUGCUUGACCCGAAUUGUAAAGUAGACGACUUCUUGCAAAAGACAUUGGACCCUCCUGUUUCUGAAGCUGUACGUAAUGCAGUUAGAGUGCUUCAAGAUAUUGGGGCGUUUACGCAAGAUGAGGAACUGACAGAACUUGGAGAGAAGCUUGGUUAUCUUCCUGUUCAUCCAUUGACAUGCAAGAUGCUUUUCUUCGCAAUAUUGAUGAAUUGCCUUGGUCCAGCUUUGACAUUAGCAUGUGCUUCAGACUUCAAGGAUCCAUUUGUCCUUCCCAUGCGGCCGAAUGAAAGGCAGAAGGCUGCUGCUGCCAAGCAUGAGCUUGCAGCACUGUACGGUGGCCAAAGUGAUCAGCUGGCACUCAUAGCUGCUUUUGAGUGCUGGAAGAAUGCAAAAAGAAAGGGUGUAGAAGGACGUUUUUGUUCACAAUACUUCGUCUCAUCAAGCACUAUGAAUUUGCUGUUUGGCAUGCGGAAGCAGCUUCAGGGUGAACUAAUACGGCACGGAUUUAUUCCUGAUAAUGUCUCGAGCUGUAGUCUAAAUGCAAAUAACCGUGGAAUACUCCAUGCGGUCCUUGUGGCUGGUUUGUAUCCAAUGGUUGGGAGGGUACUCCCACCAAAACAGGGUAAACGAAUAAUUAUAGAGGCUGCCAAUGGCUCUAAAGUUCGGUUAAACACUCGUUCAAUUAAUUCAAAGUUAUCACCCAGGCAAUCCGAUUAUUUGAUUAUGUAUGAUGAAAUAACCCGUGGGGAUGGGGGUAUGUACAUAAGAAACUGUACUGUUAUUGGACCACUUCCAUUGUUAUUUCUUGCAACAGAGAUUGCAGUGGCUCCUAUGAAAGGCAAUGUUUAUGGUGAAGAUGAUGGCGAUGACGAUGAUGAUGAUGGUGGAAGUGAUGAUGUUGAUGCGUGCGAUACUGAUGGAGAUGAAAAGUCUGCAGUUAAUAAGUCCAGUGGAAAAGAAGAAAAGGUCUUGUCCUCUCCAGAUAAUUCUGUUAUGGUGGUGGUUGAUCGGUGGCUAUCAUUCAAAUCAACAGCACUUGAUGUUGCUCAAAUCUACUGCCUGAGAGAGCGAUUAUUGGAAGCUAUCUUAUUCAUGGUAAUGCAUCCAGGCAAAGUUCUUCCUCCUGCUCUUGGGGUAUCUGUAUAUGCAAUAGCUUGCCUUCUAUCUUAUGAUGGGUUAUCAGGCAUCCCGGAGCCAGCAGAAUCCGUACAUUCUCUGACUUCGAGGGUGCGUUCUACUGAUAUCAAUAAACAUAUGCCAGGGAUGGAAGAUGCGAGUCCUAGUCCGAGUAGGUUCCUUUUAUCACUUGUGAGACGAAGCCCCUAUGACCGCGUAGGUUUCCAGAAAGCUGCUAAGGUCCCUGAAGAUGGGGUUGUAACAAAUGGAGAUGAGCCAAUAAGUUGCCAGCAGCAGUCACCUGUAAGGCCAGUCGGAAUGAGGGUAGAUCAAGCUGCAUCACAAGACCCUGUAUCGGUUGCCUCUAGUUCAGCUGGGUACGAUUCUUGCAAGCGGCAACGAGGGAAGAGGUCUAUGUCAAGGCAGUGUCAAUGGUAAAACAUAUUUUGGGAACAAAGAAGUGGAGAGGUAAAUCGUGGAUUAUGCCCAUAGUUUUGAGGGUUUUGCAUUUUCGCGCAGGGCAUAUCCAGCGACUUUUUGUUGAGCCAUUUUCUGAAUUACAAGCUGAUAUUAGCACCAACCUUUGAGACAUUUUCUUUAAUAUAAAAUGUUAUCUUAUAUA